This is a messenger RNA of Mauremys reevesii (Reeves's turtle), 1284 nucleotides long. RefSeq names its product NHL repeat containing E3 ubiquitin protein ligase 1 (gene NHLRC1). The transcript has a single exon. Gene Ontology annotation, molecular function: translation repressor activity; ubiquitin protein ligase activity; protein binding. Bases 82 to 1284 code for a protein of 400 amino acids. Gene Ontology annotation, biological process: negative regulation of translation; proteasome-mediated ubiquitin-dependent protein catabolic process; protein polyubiquitination. Lineage: Eukaryota; Metazoa; Chordata; Testudines; Geoemydidae. The record is from RefSeq and is a predicted model, not a curated record.
CCUGUGACUGUCCAAUGUGACCAGAUGGCAGCGUCACAUCGCUAGCACAGUAUAAUCAACAAUCCUCCUAAAGCUGCAACUAUGUCUGCCAGGGCCCCUGAUAGAAUGCAGAUUAUGACAGAACUGGUGAACGAAACUGAGGUCAGUCUACUUGAAUGCAAAGUGUGUUUUGAAAAAUAUAGCCAGAAGAAGAAACACCGGCCGAGGAACUUGCCCUGUGGACAUGUUAUAUGCUUGGAGUGUGUAUUCUCUCUAGCACACCCAAGGAAUUUUAGGUUGGAGUGCCCUUUCUGUCGAAGAGCUUGCAAAUCCUCAGAGACAAGUGACUGCUUACCAUUGCUGCACCUGAUAGAGAUCUUAAGCCCUGCAACUAAUAUUCCUUUAGCUUCAGGAACAACAACUGGGGCAGGUGAUGAAGCAGCUGUAUCGGCACCUCUAGGCUUAACAUUCAACCUUUCUUUCGGAGGCUGGGGGACACUGAUCAAUCCGACUGGGAUUGCAAUGUGUCGACGGUCUGACUGUGUAGUAGUGGCACAUGGUGGCAAAAAAAGGAUUAAGCUCUUCGGCUUGAGUGGAAGCUGUAUGCAGCAGUUUGGGGAAAGAGGAGAUGCAGGCAAUGAUAUUAAAUACCCACUUGACGUGACAGUUACAUUGGAUGGCCACGUGGUUGUCACAGACAGCGGAGAUCACUCUGUGAAAGUGUUUGAUUUUAAUGGAAGAGGCAAGCUAAUUAUCAGGGAAUCCUUUUGUUUACCAUGGGGUUUGGAUACCACCCCAGAGAAUGAAAUUAUCCUGUCUGAUCCAGAGGCAGGUGCUCUUUCUCGCUUGACAGCCAAUUUUAGAAAAGGAGAACUGAAGAAGGUUCAAAAGAUCCAGUCUAACUUAUGCCACCCAAGAGAGGUGGCAGUUUCUCAGACUUCUGGAAUUAUCGCUGUAAUAGAGCACCUGAUAGCUAAGGGACCAAACUACAGCAGCACACGAGUGAAGAUAUUCAGUGCUGACAUGAAACUCAUUGGCCAGAUGGAUAGCUUUGGUCUGAACCUAGUGUUUCCCUCCAAAAUAUAUGCCACCGCUUUGGCCUUCGACAGAGAGGGACACAUAAUAGUAGCAGAUGCCUAUAACCAAGUUGUAUUGUGCUUGGGAAAACCUGAGGAAUUUCCUGUCUUAAGGCCCAUAAUUACCCAUGGGCUUUCUUAUCCUGUGGCAUUGACUUACACAGCAAACAAUUCUCUGAUUGUCUUAGACAGUGGUGAUCAUUCAAUUAAAAUAUAUACUGCUAGCUGA